This is a messenger RNA of Oreochromis niloticus (Nile tilapia), 804 nucleotides long. RefSeq names its product GTPase IMAP family member 4-like. Lineage: Eukaryota; Metazoa; Chordata; Actinopteri; Cichliformes; Cichlidae. The coding region runs from base 3 to 767 and encodes 254 amino acids. Gene Ontology annotation, molecular function: GTP binding. The transcript has 2 exons. The record is from RefSeq and is a predicted model, not a curated record.
AGAUGGGCAACGGUGCUGCAAUCCCUGAUGGUCCUCCAAUAAGGAUUGUGCUGAUUGGGAAAACUGGUGUUGGGAAGAGUGCUGUUGGCAACACCAUCCUGGGGAAAACGUAUUUUAAGUCUAAUGUGAGCUCAGAGUCAGUGACGCAGACCUGUGAGUUUGAAAAUGUUCCAAACUGUGCAAGAAAGAUCACUGUGGUCGACACACCCGGCCUUCUGGAUACAUCUAAAACUACAGACAGUAUAAAAAAAGAGAUCGCAAAAUGCGUUCAGAUUACCACUCCGGGCCCUCAUGUCUUCCUGCUGGUCCUACAGAUUGGUAGGUUUACCAAAGAAGAGCAAAACUGUGUGGAUGCCCUGGAAAAACUGUUUGGAUCAAAGGCCUCAAACUACAUGAUUGUUGUGUUCACUCAUGGUGACAAACUGACUACACAGGGCAUAACAAUAGAAAAUUAUCUUAAAAAGGGCCAUAAGAAGGUUAGACAGUUGCUGAACAGAUGUGGUAACAGGUAUCAGGCAUUUGACAACAGUAACCUCAAGAACAGAGCUCAAGUUGUUGAGCUGAUCAAAAAAAUUGAUGAGAUGGUGGCAUCAAAUAAAGAAACUCACUACACUGAUGAAAUGUUUGAGGAGGCAGCAAGAAUUCUGGAGCUGAACAAGAAAAAAGAAACAGAACAACAGCUGACUAACAAUGUACCCUUCAUGUCUAAUGUCAGGAAAAAAGUUCUUUUGUUUCAGAACAUCUUGGCAAGGGAUGAAGCUGACUAGUACCACGUUGACCCUACCUACACUCAAACAUGGAACU